Messenger RNA from Mesitornis unicolor (brown roatelo), 681 nucleotides. RefSeq names its product chromosome unknown open reading frame, human C15orf43 (gene TERB2). Gene Ontology annotation, cellular component: nuclear inner membrane. Lineage: Eukaryota; Metazoa; Chordata; Aves; Mesitornithiformes; Mesitornithidae. Gene Ontology annotation, biological process: homologous chromosome pairing at meiosis; meiotic attachment of telomere to nuclear envelope. The record is from RefSeq and is a predicted model, not a curated record. The transcript has 7 exons. Bases 1 to 681 code for a protein of 226 amino acids.
AUGUUCCGCGGCCAUCGUGCCUGGUUCUCACAGAGCGUCAGCCCGGGCCCGCGGGAGCUGUGGGCAGCUGGUGGUGGGGUCCUUGCCAACCGUCAGGAGGCCGAAUACCUCUUCAGCAGCGACGCUACCCACCCAGACACCCGCAGAAUACACGAGAGCCUAGAUUACUUGGAGGGCAGAGCUACAGUCUUUCACUCCCGUUACCUCUCAGCGUGGGCCAGCACUGACACCAGAGCGAAGCCAACCACAGCUCUGGGCCACUUUGUCUUGCCACCUGCCUGCCUGCAAGAAGAAAUCAGAAGGAAAAUCGGUCAUUUCAUCUGGGAGCAGGCGGAUGAUUCCCUUGCAGAAAAGUCCAACGAAAAUCUGCUGGAUGAACUGGAGACAGCAAGGAAAAGUUUUGAAGAACUGGGGGAGGAUGUGCUAGACCUGGCUGAAAGUGAAGAAGAAACUGGCUCCAGAGCUCCCACCCAGGGGGAAUUUCCAUACCGUGCCCUCCAGGAAUACCCGAUGAAUAACAUGGUGACAGGUUACACCUCCGCUCGCGACAUGAAGAAAUACAUCGGAGAGCUCUGCGAUUUCACUCCCGGCACCUCAGGCUAUGCGGCGUAUUGGGUCCAGAACGAAAUUCACAUUUACUCUGAUGUGAAGACGUCAGAAAAGAUAAAGAGAAAAUUUUAA